GCUCGUGUGAGUACGUUUCUCAAUUUUUAGAGCAAUUAAAUACAGAUCAUGUUCUUAAUAAAUGACAAACAUAACACUGCUACUAAGUCUCCAUCUUCUUAGAUCAAUGAAUGGAGCCCCACCUGGAACACAAAGUACCAGAGAAACGCACAACGUCGCUGAGUACUGACUUUACCAGACUGCGGGACUAGAGGGAACUGAAACAGCAGCAGCCAGGAGCGCAGCCCUGCUGUCCCGUGGAUUUAUCACGGCACUGAGGCGAGAGACGCAUGGAACAUGGCUGCUAUGAGGACUUUAACCAUGGCAGGUCUCUUUUUGGCUUUUUGCGCUUUGGGACUUAUAGCCGUCGCGAUCAGCACUGACAACUGGUAUGAGACUGACGCGAGGAGGUACCGGCUGCGUUGCAAGAAUUAUCCCCACAAAAGGAACGACCCGGGUUACAUUUACAUUUCCAAUAACAACCUCCCGCUUCGCAUGCUGCCGAAGGAGAAGCAUUUGGAGAGGAAAGGCACCGGUGUCAGUGGCGAGAUGCUGCUGCGGGCUAAGCGGCACUUCUUGCCUCCUGCCCCGGCUAUGGAGUCCCUCUGCCGUCGGCAAUACAACUCCACCAUUACCGGACUGUGGAGAAAGUGCCAUCGACCGGGCUUUGACUUGGAGACAGAGGACUUGAUCUUCAAAGGAUUGGUUCCGCGCUGCACACCAAUAAAAUACUACUACUCAUCAUCAGCGUUGCCCAGGAAUCUGCCAAUCAAUCUGACGAAGACAAUGAGGCAGGAUGAGUGGCACGCACUACACCUCCAGAGGAUGACUGCCAGCUUCAUAGGCAUGGCUGUAUCCAUCAUCCUAUUUGGCUGGAUCAUAGGUGUGCUGGGCUACUGUAAAGAGCAUGAUCUGAUGCAGUAUGUCGCUGGACUCCUCUUCCUCAUGGGAGGAACAUGCUGCAUAAUCUCCCUCUGUACAUGCGUAGCUGGGAUCAACUUUGAACUGUCGCGCUACCCUCGCUACAUGUUUGGAUUACCAGAGGACAUCAGUCACGGUUACGGAUGGUCCAUGUUUUGUGCCUGGGGUGGCCUUGGCCUUACGUUGCUGGCUGGUUUCCUGUGCACACUUGCUCCUUCCCUCUACCCUCCACAUACCCCGGUGGUGCACCACAAGCCCAGGCAGGAGAACGGCUGCGUGUGACAAGCCGCUGGCACAUCUAACAGACACCUGCCUCUUCCUGGAACAGUGAUGUUUGAGCCCUGAUGCAGAGACAGUUUGACCUGUGCGGGGACUCAGAGCAAAGAGAGGGGGGCCUUCACAGAGCUGGGCUCGGAGACAGAAAGGCACACUGGCUCUUGCUCACAUGGAAAUCAGAAAGAGGUGACUUUUGACUGAAGAGGAUUUCAGUCCCUCUGGUGCUUUUUUCUGUCCCUCUUUAUGAAUGAACUGUUCAGUGUUAUUGCUUGCUCUUCAAGAGGAAAAUAGUUAUACAAACAUUUUCUUCCGGUAAAAUCUGCCAGUUUGAGAAGAAAAAAGAAAAGAAAAACUGGCAGAGGAUCAAUAGCACAACUUUGAAAUCUGUAUUGAAGAUCAAACUAUGGAAGUGUUCUGUCACAUUUCAAAGGGCAACUGUGUAUCAUUAUGUACCCAUUCAAAAGAAGAUAUGUACAUGUACUUUUUGAAUUGUAUGUAUGCAGAUGCAUUUGUGUUUAUUCAAGGAAAAAUACGAGCAUUCAGACCAAACUGUGUUGAGGGAAUUGUUUUGUUGUUCUUGAGGUCUUAAUCCCCAUCAAAAUAUUUUUUGAAAAAUAAAACAGUUGUGCAAAACAGUUUAAUGCCUGCAUGUGUAACAUACUGAGCCAACACCAUAUAAACUCCUUUGUGGUCAUCUUUCUUUUGCAGUAUGACAUGAGGUCACUGGUCUGCCAGCAAGCAGAGAUGCCCACUAAUUGAGUCAAAACUUUUACAGCAUUUCUCUUUAAACAUCAGUUUUUCUUUUUAUAUCUGGUGGUGCGUCGAGGAAACAGUUUUAUUCAACCACUCCUGAACAAUUAGAUGGUGAAAUGUCUGACUGAAGCUAGAGUCCCUGGCCAAGUUACAAAACAGACAAAAAUAAACCAAACCAAAUUAAAUAGAGCAGAAAACAGUGAGGUAAUGGUCUGCUGCUGGUUCUUGUGAAAUUUUUCAGUCUCUAAUAAACACAACUGAUCCAUACAAAGAAAUUAAAUCAAAAAAAUUACACCAAAAGCUCUCUGAUCUCAUGACAACAGCACAAGUUUACUUUGGUUUAUGAUUGAUUAAUAUCAAAAGAUUGUUUUCCAUUGACAACAUACAUACCAUCAACUUGAGCUGUAAUCACUUUA
Messenger RNA from Notolabrus celidotus (New Zealand spotty), 2345 nucleotides. Its product is annotated as transmembrane protein 178B. The record is from RefSeq and is a predicted model, not a curated record. Bases 277 to 1182 code for a protein of 301 amino acids. Gene Ontology annotation, cellular component: membrane. Lineage: Eukaryota; Metazoa; Chordata; Actinopteri; Labriformes; Labridae. The transcript is spliced from 6 exons.